Vairimorpha ceranae is the source of this 2337-nucleotide messenger RNA. Its product is annotated as ring finger membrane protein. Lineage: Eukaryota; Fungi; Microsporidia; Nosematidae. The transcript has a single exon. Gene Ontology annotation, cellular component: endoplasmic reticulum membrane. The record is from RefSeq and is a predicted model, not a curated record. The coding region runs from base 1 to 2337 and encodes 778 amino acids. Gene Ontology annotation, molecular function: zinc ion binding.
AUGAGAAAUCUAGAUAAAAUAUGUAAAAUUUGCCACGUAGAAGAAUCUGAAAAUGAGAAGCUAUUAUAUCCAUGCAAAUGUACUGGUAGUAUUAAAUUUACUCAUGCUUCAUGUCUAUUUAUGUUUAUUAAAAGUAGUGGUAAAGAAUAUUGUACAAUUUGUAAGCAUAAAUAUGAAUUUGAAGAGAUUUACAAAGAAGGUACGCCUGAUAGACUACCAAUCACAAUAUUAUUUAAAGAAGCUUUACUCCUAUUUACAAGCAUAUUUAACUAUAUUGUUAAAUUAAUUCGUAUAUUUAUAUUUUUGAGUAUUGUCAUUUUUACAAAUGGAUUUUUAUUUUUGUAUCUUUUCGAAAUUAAGUAUUUAGAUUUCCUUUUAAACUUUUAUAUUUUAUUUGGAUCCGGAAUAUUUAUUUCUUUAGCUUCAUUCUCUUUAAGCCAUCUUUUUAAUAUUUUUUCUAAAAGCGUCAGUGUUAGAAGAUCCAGAAGAGUCCAUAGAAUAGAUUCAAUGAGUGUACUAAGCUCAAUGGCUAGUGAAGCGCUUUCUCAGAGUGAUUCACCUAGAAAUUUAUUAGUUAACAUUGCAGAAGAAAGGGAUUUAUCUUUUAUAGGCACACAAAGACAUCUUCAGGCUGAGCAACACGAACAAGCUGAAGAUAGUACUAGUAGUAAUUUUUCCUACAAUGAUACCUAUAAGAUUUUGUUUAAUAAGACUUUAUUGCCUAAAUGUUGUAACUUUGUAUUUUUCUUGGUGAUAUUUAAAAUUUUAUAUAAGUAUGUGUCAUUUGAACUUCCUGACUGUACUUUUACAUUUUUUUUACGAUCCAUUAAUUUAUAUGAUUUUACUAAAAUGGUAAUUGCGCUUUACAGCUUUUUUCUACUAGUUAUUUUAGGUGCAAAAAGGUGGAUAAUUUUGUUUAGAUUUUUUAAGAUUAUUAACUUUUUAUUUCUCAGCUUUCUUAUGAGCUUGUAUAUUGACGGGAUAUGUGUACAUUUUUUAUAUUCCCUUAUUAUCAAUAAUGGAAUAUUAGUAGAUUUUUCUAUGUAUUCACACGGGUUUGUAUACAGCUUUUUAUUUCAUUUUAUUUUAGGAUAUUUUAUUAAUCGAUUUUUAAAGAGAUAUAUUUCUUUCUAUGCAAAGAAUUUUAGACCUGGUCUUUUUUGGAACUUAGCAGAUCCCUCUAAUGGAGUAGAUUUUUAUUAUAAGUUAUCUUCCAUUCCUUUUUAUGUUUUGGCUAAAGGGAUUAUGUACUUUAUUGUAUUUCAUUUACUUGUCUGUUCUCAGUUUUUAUUUAUAAUCAGAUCAGAGAUUAGUAGAAGUUUUAAGAUUUCAAAUUUACUAAGAUUACUGUUAUAUUUAAAAAUAGGAAAUUUCUAUAUUGAUUUAUCUUUUAAUUUUUUUAAUAUGAUAGCAUUAUUAAAUACAUAUGUUAUUAGACAUAUUUCAAGAUACAUAGGGAUGCAAAACUUUUUAUUUAAUGAAGAUAUCGGCGAUAUUAAGAAUAGAAAUGUAUUUUUAAAAUGGUGUCCUAAUAAGCACAAAUUUUAUGACGUUAAUUUGGUACAUAAAAAGUACAAUACUAAAGUUUCACUUGAAGAUGUUGAUAAAUAUUUUGGCAAAAAUAAUAACAAAGAUUUUGGAAUAUUUUUUGUUCCAAAGUUUUUUAAGAUUUAUCAGUUCUCGAUGCCUCUUUUAAUGACUACUACUACAUCAUUUAGUGUAAUGUUGUUGACUAAAAUAUUAAGGAUUUUUACAGAUGUAAUAAUAUCUAAAUAUAAAAGAAUGCAUACAAUAAGGGAUAUAUUAUUUGCAUUAUUAUAUGCCAUCAUAUUGUAUACAAUAUCACUGUGUGCUAGCAAAAGUAAUAUAAAGACUUUGCCUAAAAAUAUAAUAUUAUUUAUAUAUUUAAAUUUCGUGUGGCCUUUGUGGAUUACAUUUAUUGUGGUAGCCCAAUAUGGAUCAACAGAUAUGAGUAUUUUACCAUUUUCUACAUUUAUGAUUUUAGUAACUAGCUCUUCUUUUUUACGCACUUUAUUUAAAAUGACAAUUUUUACGAUACCACUACAAAAUUAUUCUAUGAUAUACAUUAUUAGAAAGCUUUAUGCUUUUACUACGUCAGUUACUAUUUGUAUAUCUUUUAUGAAAUAUUCUAGUAUGAUUAUUAAUACGACUAUAAGUCUAUUGCAACAUAUCUCUAUUUUCUAUAUUUUAUUAUUUAUUCUUUCUAUUUUACUAAUUAAUGGACAGCUUAAAGAAUUUUAUCAGAGUAAAUGCAAGGAUAUUAAACGUAGAAAUUUUUUGGUUAGUCGAAAGAUUAGAAAUUUUGAGUCUAAAUAA